This is a messenger RNA of Humulus lupulus (European hop), 612 nucleotides long. RefSeq names its product extensin-like. Bases 1 to 612 code for a protein of 203 amino acids. The record is from RefSeq and is a predicted model, not a curated record. Lineage: Eukaryota; Viridiplantae; Streptophyta; Magnoliopsida; Rosales; Cannabaceae. The transcript is spliced from 2 exons.
AUGGCUACAAAUGAUCCAAAUAUUCCUGAAGAAGAAGUCAACUAUCCGUGGCGCCCUAGGAAACAGCUAAUGACGAAUCCAGAACCAGAUGAGAGAACUAGAUUAGCUGCGGAGGCACAGGCGGCUCAGCCUCAACCUCCGUCUGAGGCCCAGGUCCCUCCUCCACGGGACGUUCAUGUUCCUCCCCGUAGACCUCGUGGGCUACCUCGUAAAAAUGCCGCCACAAGAAGAAUUGAGCAACCUCUGCCACCGACAGAACAACCUCUGCCACCGGCAGAACAACCUGCCCCUUCAAGGCCCCGAAGAAACACACGGGCUAGAGCUCCUGUUAACUCAGCUGCUGAGUUACCAGCGGAAACUGGGAAUAACCGAGCCCCUGCAGCGGCUCGGACUCAGACUGCUGGUAACGCGCAGAAUGUUCCUAAGUUAGCACAGGUGAACUCGGGACCAUCCAGACCCCGAAAUGGGUGGCAGCCACUGUCACCCAUACAACACCCUCCGUCGCCAAUUAAAUAUCCUUCACCAUCUCGGAGAAACACACAACCGACUCAGGAUAAUAGGGAAAGGCGGGCUGGACGGAAGCAGGGGAAUGGAGGAACUGCUAGGGAAUAG